Molecule: messenger RNA, 3258 nt
Organism: Oryza sativa Japonica Group (Japanese rice)
Lineage: Eukaryota; Viridiplantae; Streptophyta; Magnoliopsida; Poales; Poaceae
Source: RefSeq, a predicted model, not a curated record
GCUUGGUGUUCUCUCCUCUCGCUACCAUGUUGGCCCACACAUCACAAGUCAACCUCCCUUCCUCGGCCCACUUGGCGAGUUGCUCCUUCCCGUGCUCCGCCGGCCGUAUAGUCAAAACCAACGAGUCCCCGACGCCGGCGAGCUCCCCGGCCGAGCAUAAGAGGCGGCCAUGGCGGCGGGCACCGCAUCGCCACCGCCGGACGCGGAGCCUCCCGAGUGCCCGGUGUGCCUCUCCCCCUUCGACGCCGCCUCCGCCGCGCCGCGGGUCCUCCCGUGCGGCCACUCCCUCUGCGGCCCCUGCAUCGCCUCCCUCCCGCCGGCCUCCGCCUCCGCCUCCGCCUCCGCCGCCUCGCUCCGCUGCCCUCUCUGCUCCCAGUGCGUCCCUUUCUCCCGCGCUCUCGGGCCCUCCUCCCUCCCCAAAAACCUCGCCCUCAUCUCCCUCCUCCCCUCGCCCCCAAACCCCUCUCGUUCUCGCACCGCCGCCGCGGCGCCGCCGCCUCCUCAUGUCCCGCUCCACGCGGACCACUCGCGUCUCCUCUCCCGCUUCCGCCACGCCGUCCUCCCGGAGUCCGCUUCGCCGCUCCACUCGCCCGCUCCCGCCGCGGGCCUCGCCAUCGGGUCCUUCGCUUCCGACCUCGGCGCCCCGUGGUUCUGCCCGCGUGGCCACCCCGUAAGCCUCCUCCCGAUCGAAACCCCCGCCGCCGCCGCCAAGCAGGAGUCCCCGUUGUACUACCGGCCCAGCCACGCGGCGCGGGUGGCCGCCGCGAUCGAUGCGCUGAGCGCCGCGGCGAGGGAUGAAGUGAUCGAUUUGGUGGCCGUCUCGUCGCGGUUGGCGCGGCGGGUUUGCAGGGUUUACGGCUUCUGGAUGGGCCCCGAGGCGGCUCCGCUGUGGCUGCUCUCCGAGCGGCAUUCCCGCGGAGUCUCCUGCUUGUUGGAGGAGAGGAGCCGACGAGAGGAGACGGUGGCUCUGAUCAGAAAUGUCGGAAUGGAGGUCUGUGAAGCGUUCAUGGGAUUGCACGGAGAGGGGCUGGUACUGGGGUGCAUAGGGCUAGGAUGCUUCUGCCUCGAUCGCUUUGGACACUGCCUGCUCGACCUGAAUCAGGUUUUGGCCUUGUGCCACGGGGUUCGGGUAGGGGUUUGCUCAUCCAAGUCUAAGGCCUUCAUGGCUCCUGAGGUGGCAGAGGUGGUGCAUGACAAGUUGCAGAUAAAGGAUCAUGAUUUCAGUGGCUUGUUAGGGCCUAGUUCAGAUGCUUGGUUGCUUGGUUGUUUAUUGGUGGCACUUGUAACUGGGGAUGAGCAGCUUGCAGCAGGAUGGAGUACUGAGGGGUCAUACGAUGAUUGGAAGAAUGAAGUGCUUACGAAGGUUGAUGCUUCAUUGGUUGGCACACAUAUGGAACCAUGGUCUGCAACCAUAGUGUCAUGUUUGAACUAUGAUCCAGAAGGCCGUCCAGAAAUUGCUGAUGUCUGGAAAUGUAUUAACGGCUCAUUGAUGAAUUCCGACAUUGAAGCUUUGAUUCCUAAUGUUGAUCUUGCAGCUCGAAAGAGUUUUAUGUGUUUGCUCCUUGGGGAGUUGUCCUCAAUGUGCUCUAACCUUGGUGCUGUUGAGUCAGAUGAUACAAUGCAUCUUUCUCAGGAUUUGGAUGACAAACAUUCAACUCCAGAUGAUGCAAGCAGUGGUGGUAUUAUAAACAACGAAGAAGUUGGUGCAGCUGGAAUGGAUGGGCCAAAAUGUGGACUGUACAAUUCUUCAACUCUGCUUGCUCACCGUGACUGUAUUACGGGAUUAGCCAUUGGAGGAGGCUUUUUGUUUAGCUCUUCUUACGACAAGACAAUCAAUGUAUGGUCACUGCAGGACUUCUCUCAUAAACAAAGUUUGAAGGGCCAUGAACACAAAAUCACAGCAAUUGUUGUUGUUGACAAUGAUAAUCAGUCACUUUGUAUAAGUGGAGACAGUGGUAGUGGAAUAUUUGUCUGGUGUGUUGAUCCUUCACUCAGUAAUGAACCAUUGAAUAAGUGGUAUGAAAGUAAUGAUUGGAUUUAUCGAGGUGUUCACUGUUUGGCUGUUUCUGGAACUGGUUAUCUUUACACUGGUAGUAGAGACAAAUCUAUUAAGGCUUGGUCUCUAGAGGAUUAUUCACUACGCUGCACAAUGACAGGUCACAAAUCAACUGUUUCUUGCCUUGCGGUUGCCUGUGGUAUUCUUUACAGUGGAAGUUGGGAUGGUUCUAUUAGAUCAUGGUGGCUCACUGAUCACAGCCCGCUGUCUGUACUGGAAGAUGGUACACCAGGAAGCAUUACUCCUGUGCUGUCAAUUUCAACAGAACUCGAUUUUGUUGUUGCAUCAUAUGAAAAUGGCUGUUUGAAGAUCUGGAAGGAUGAUGUCCUAGUAAAGUCAGAGAAACUUCAAAACGGUGCUAUAUAUGCUGCUAAAUUGAAUGACAAGUGGCUCUAUGCUGGUGGAUGGGAUAAAGUUGUAAAUAUUCAGGAGUUAUUGGAAGAUGAUUCAGAGGUGGAAAUCAGAGAUGUUGCUACCUUUACUUGUGAUUCAAUUAUAACUUCAAUACUGUACUGGGAUGGAAGGCUGAUAGUUGGACUUUCUAACAGGGAGAUUAAGGUUCAUAUUUUACCAGGUUUUCUACAAGGCAUCUUAACUCUAAAUCAGGAUUAUUAAUCAUUUGUCACUCCAUCUUGUAUAUAUUGUGAAUAGCACACUGUAUAGUCGAAUUGAUAACGAAAGACUGAUAGGACCAUGUAAUUAGAAUUUGAAUGCUGCUUUUGGUGAAUGAUGAUAAACCUGUAUGGUAAAGUUUGAGUGCAACUGCACAAUAGGGUAAGGUUUUUUGUAACAGUAGUAUCAUAUAGAAACCAUCGAAGUCGUAGCUCAUAUCAAUUUGUUUCUUCUACUAGAAAAAUCAUGGAAUUUGUUCUUCAAUCCCAUUUUACUUCAAGAAAAUUGAUAACCUCAUAGUGAUUCUUGAUCACUUGCCACUCUAGUAAAUUGAACAUUUCUCGCUUUUGCCUAUGUUAUUUUUUUAUUUAUUUUUGCUGAAUAUGACACUUCUAGGGCCCCUUUAAAUCAAAGGAUUUAUAUAGGAAUUUCAUAGGAUUCAAAUAUUAUAGAAAAUUUUCCUAUUUGGCCAUUUGAUUAAAAAGGAUUGAAGCUUUUCAAAUCCUAUGAAAUUUCUAUGGAAUGAUACAUUGUAUGUAGAUUUUGAAGGAAACUUAUCAAGAGCUCCAACCUCGUGGAAAAUUUCCUUU